Messenger RNA from Epinephelus lanceolatus (giant grouper), 1879 nucleotides. It is a transcript of the gene rax, whose product is annotated as retinal homeobox gene 3. The record is from RefSeq and is a predicted model, not a curated record. Gene Ontology annotation, biological process: positive regulation of transcription by RNA polymerase II. NCBI's taxonomy places the organism in Eukaryota, Metazoa, Chordata, Actinopteri, Perciformes, Serranidae. Gene Ontology annotation, molecular function: DNA-binding transcription factor activity, RNA polymerase II-specific; RNA polymerase II cis-regulatory region sequence-specific DNA binding.
UACUGGUGUGGGUCUUGUGCGCAACUUUUCCACUCUAGUUUGAAAUUUACAACUUUACCAAAAACACAGAGCAGCAGAUUUUUUUUUAAAGAAGUAAUUUUACCUUCUUUUGGACUUCACCGACCAAUGUGGCUCCUUGGAUCAACUUCCCAAGUGAUGAUGAUGAUGGAUGAGCGCCUGUCUCCUUCCGCCCGCUCCGUCCAGAGCCCGGGGGACAACCCGUCCACAGUCCACAGCAUAGAGGCGAUACUGGGAUUUAAAGAGGACACCAUCUUCCACAAGUCGGCCUGCUACAGUAUGACAGAGAAGCUCCUGGUCAAAGAUGCGGAGCGGAAUGUAAUUGUGACCCCGCUGAAGAAAAGUCACUCCUCAGAAAGUUUUGACAGUGUGUGUUGUGCCAGCGGCGCCGCUGACGCCUCGGUGUGCCCGGACUCACCCGACAGAGACGGCAAACUGUCCGAUGAUGAAAACCCCAAAAAGAAACACCGGCGGAACCGCACAACAUUUACCACCUUCCAGCUUCACGAACUGGAGAGAGCUUUCGAGAAGUCCCAUUACCCGGACGUGUAUAGCAGGGAGGAGCUGGCGCUGAAGGUCAACCUGCCGGAGGUCCGAGUCCAGGUGUGGUUUCAAAACCGGCGGGCCAAGUGGCGUCGCCAAGAGAAGCUGGAGGUGAGCUCCAUCAAGCUCCAGGACACCUCCUCCUCCUCCUCCUCCUUGCUCUCCUUCAGCCGCUCUCCCACCAGCUCCCUGAGCACCAGCCUGCAGCUGGACCCCUGGCUCUCCACCCCGAUCACCACCUCCACCUCCCUGCAGUCCCUCCCGGGCUUCAUCACGGGCUCACAAGGCCUCCCGGGCACUUACACCCCCUCUCCUCCCCCUUCCAUGCCCUCUUCCUUGCCGGCCUCCUUCCUCAACUCCCCUGCCCUGGGACACAGUCCUCACCUGCCCCACAUGGUCUCCAUGUGCCCCCCGCCCCCUGCGUACCACUGCUCAGUUGAUCCAAGGAACUCCAGUAUUGCCUCACUGAGGAUGAAGGCCAAGGAACAUAUUCAGUCUAUUGGGAAGACGUGGUGAUGCUGAGUAGAGGUUAAAAAUGGACAUUGAAACCCAGGAUGCAUCGUGCUGCAUCUUUCGAGGAGGUGACGUCAUCCUCAUGCUGACAGGACUGUUAAUUUGGAAGUUUUAAAGAGUGAAAUCUACAGUUGACAUCCAGGAUUAGAGACAUCCUCUUCACUUAUAAGGGUAACACUUCUCCCUAUUUAGCAUUCAUACGCAGUAAAUGUUUAAUAAAUGGAUCAUGGUAAACUAUAAUUAAGUAUAAGCAGAUAUAAGUGUUUAUUAAUGUAUUUAUCCUCCUAUGGGCACCCAUAAGACAACACAGAAAACAUGGUUCUAUUAACAUAAAAUACAUCUUCAUUUGAGAAUUGCUGACAAAUACUGUACAUUAAUAAACACUUUAAAUAUCUUUGUAGCCACUUAUCACUAAGCUAUAAUGUUAUAAACUAUUUAUUAAAUGUUUGCACUGUUUAUAAAUGCUAAACAGGGGGACUUAAAGUUAAGUGUCAUCAAGCAACUAACUGAAAAUCUAUGAAACUAACUGUGACCUUCCUGUAAAAUCCAAAACUAAUGAACACCGCACAUCUGUUUUUUUUUCUCUUCUACUUUAUCUUCCCUGCAGUCCAUGUUUACUGUAAAGUUUUACAAUCAUUCAGUCCCACCUCAUUCUUAUCCGGUGUUAUGCUGCCAAUAUAACAGGUUCAUUAGUAUCCAUCAGUAUUUAUUCUACUUUUGUACAUGGAGCUACUCCUCGUUUUCAUCCUUCCUUUGCUGCUUUUUGAUCUGCAUCAUGAAAGAUUUAACAAAUGUGAAUAUUUUG